Messenger RNA from Fonticula alba, 4741 nucleotides. RefSeq lists its product as hypothetical. NCBI's taxonomy places the organism in Eukaryota, Rotosphaerida, Fonticulaceae. The record is from RefSeq and is a predicted model, not a curated record. Gene Ontology annotation, biological process: regulation of Rab protein signal transduction. The transcript is spliced from 9 exons. Gene Ontology annotation, cellular component: cytoplasmic vesicle. Bases 209 to 4672 code for a protein of 1487 amino acids.
CCACCUCUCCUCCUCUCCGCCCAUCCCCCUCCUCCCCGUCUCCCCCUCUCCUCUUCACAGCCCCCACUUAGCCCCUCUCCCCCCUCCCCUUCCGCUGGUGGUGAUCGCGCACGCGCGAGUACGCCUACCUCCUUCUCUUUCUCCUCGCUUGCGCUGUUGAUGGCCUGCUCCCCUCCGGCGGGCGCGCCCUGCAUCCGCGUGAGAUAGCAUGGCUUCCCUGACAACCACCAGCGUUGGUGGUGACCUCGGUGGCCGGGCCCUCGGCCGGCACGCAGCCGGGCCCAUCCGGGCCUCCGGGGUGUCCACUCCGGCAAUCCCCUCUCCCACCGUGGAGGAGUCUCUCCCCGAACUGAUGAGCCCGGAGGUUCUCACCGCCGGGGCCCUCCCCUCGGAGAAGCGCCUUGUCGAUUAUGUCCUCCUGUGUGGCGUCCCGGAUGCCGAUGCCCGGGCGUGCUUUCCCCCCGGGCCGGAGGUCCCGCCUGGCAGCGCGGUUCUCCACCGUCUCGAGCCAAAGGUCCUCUCCCGGUACCCGGAUGCCUCUGGUAAUCGGCCGGACUUUGCCCUCGAUGAAGUGGCCGUCCCUUGGAUGUGCUUCCCGGCCGAUGUGCCGGUUUUCGUCCGACGCAGCCCCCCAGCUCUGCCGCCUCCGUCGGUUGGCGGAUCGGUGUCCAAGUUCCUCCCUCCGGCGGCCAUUCCCCCGGUGGCAGAGCCACCGAGCGUCAGCGCCUCCUCCACUCCCCCGGGUGCCUCGACGGGCGGCCCGUCGCCCAGCAAGCGCCCAAUUCGCGCCACCUCCGAGGGCAUCGGCCUGCAAACGCGCUACCAUGGAUUUGUCCUGACCAAGCUCUGCGGGACUCGUGCCUACGGCUACUGUCUGACUUUUGAGGAAACCUUCGCGGCACUCCCCCUGGUGACGCCGGAGUCCUUUGCCCCUCCGUCGUCUGGCAUCCUGGACGUCCCGUCCGGCGGCGAGGCCCAAGACACCACCAUGACCACGCCUCUUUGGUAUACCACGUCCCUCUGCCUGUGCAUCAUUUCGCACCAUCCGCUGCACUCCUUCUUCCGCGCGGUGCUGGAGCAUCUCCACUCAUACUCCCUGGACCCGGCCCUCAUGAAGCAAAUGCCCUUCGAGGUGCUGAUCGGCUACUUGGCCAAUGAUGUGCCGAUCGCCGUUCCCGGAGCCGUGGCCAUGCACGUGCCCUUCCGCAUGGCAGCCACCUCCGGGGCACACCCCAAGCAGCGCCUCGACCCGAGCACCGUAGCCAUCUUGCAGAUCCCCAUUGACAACGGCCUGCCGCCACUUUCCAUCCACAUCCGACCCAUGCUCGAGUGCCUUGGUGUGGACAAUAUUCUGGUCAUCCUGGGCGCCAUCCUCCUCGAGCAGAAGGUCAUUUUCGUGUCCCGGUACAGCGACCUCCUGCUGGCAGUGCUGGAGUCCUUCUGCCAGCUGCUCUUUCCCUUCCAAUGGCCGCAUGUGUACAUCCCCUGCCUGCCUUACCGGCUGCGGCAUUACUUGGAUGCGCCGGUCCCCUACUUGAUUGGCAUCACCGAGGAGGCCUUUUCGAUUGAGGACGUCCCGCCGGAUGCCUGCUUCGUGGAUCUCGACCAUGGGGAGGUGUUCCUCCCGCCGGCCGAGGAUGCCGGCCGCUUGAGUGGCACCGGCCUCGGCGGCGGCGGCGGCGGCGGCGGCGGCACCGGGGCCGGGUAUGUUCGCGGCGGCAGUGGCGGCGGCACCGGGGCCAUGGAGGCCGUGCUGCCGGUCCUGCCCGCACGCGAGUAUGCCGUCCUGUCGUCCAGUCUGAAGAUGAUCUGCAAAGGGCUGGCGUCCAUUUCGGACGUCGACCUGGACCGCACCGUGCGCCAGUGCUUUGUCAACUUCUUCGCCAGCCUCCUGUCGGAACACACGAGCUACAUCCUGCCGACGGUGCUCAGCCGAACUGGCACUCGCCUGGCGGUGACCAUGUCCGACACGGAUACCACCAGCGGGGACUCCUUCCUGGCCGGGCAAGCCUCCGGCACCAGCCUGGCCUUCGAUGUGGAGGGCUUCGUGUCGGAGCAUCCCCCCGAUGCGGCGGCCUUCCUGCGUGAGUUCAUGGGCUCCCCCACGCAAAUGUGGGCCAAUUACCUGGACGACCGUUUGGACCUGGACCAGGAGGCCGAGGCCGCCGGGCUCGGGGCCUCUGCCCCCGGCCUGCCGCCGCCCCUGUCGCCACUGCCCUCUUCCGGUGGCGGGGCCGACUCCGGGGCCGGGGACUCGGCCAAGGCCGGGAUUCUUCGACGCCGGGCCAUCCGCCAGCAUGGCCUCCGGCUUUUCGAGCACUUCAUCCACCAGCAUCGGACAUCCGGGUCGGUGAACUUGGCCCCGCUGAAAUUCGCCUCCAGCAUGCCGGUCUCCCCCCGGGCGCCGACCUGGGCCAAGGGCAGUGGCUCGGCCGAUGGUGCGGCCCUGGGCGGACGCUUCCCCAAGUGGGCCAGUCAUCAGGUGCCCGGCCAACGGACCCGCACCAAGAGUGCCAUCUUCCUGGCCAAUCGGCUGAACCGGCGAAACAGCAUCGACACCGGGCUGGCAUCGGGGCGGCAGGCCACGGCGGCCCCGGUGCCGACCGAGCUGCAGCUGAGUGAUUCGCAAUUCCGGCGGAUGCUCCUGGAGGCGGCCAAGGGCGCCAUCAGCAGCAUCAUUGUCCGGGGCCGGGCCAGCGGUGCCAGCAUCCUGGAGGCCUCUGGGUCUGGGGCAGCCGCCGGCGGCGGCGGCGGCGGGCCCGGGGGGCUCCCCCCAUCGCCACCACUCGGCCCGAUGCCGAUCAUCACGGUUUCAAGUGCCACAUCGCAUCCCUCGGCGACGGCCAGCGGCUCGGGCAGCAGUGGGACCGGAUCGUCCGGCGGCCUCGGGGCGUCAUUCCUCCGGCGCUUCAGCAGCACCUCGGCUGGCGGCAAUGGCAAUGCCCCAUCGGGCCCCGGUGGGGGCUCCUCCGCCGGCGGUCUUCCCCACUCGGCCAGCAUGUCCAUCUCCGGGGUUUUCGCCUCCGAGGCGGUUGGCCCUGGCGGGGCGGCGGUCGACCCGCUGAUGAUCGGCCGACCGCGGGGCUUCAGUGACGAGCGUGUCUUCCGGCAGUUUAGCACGGCUCUCGAGCGUAUCUUCAACCAUGGUGCCAUCGAUUUGGCGUCCAGCGGAUCGAUUUGCAUGCCGGGGAUUGGCAAUGCGAUGUCGGUGACCACCUCUCGGACGAAUAAUGGGCUCUGGCUGUUGGUUCGCUCGGCGGCAAAGAGCAACCCCCUGGUCCAGGCCGAGGUGGCGAUCCUGGAACAGCGGCAACUCCGACGGGUGUUCCGGUCCGGGGUCGGUCUUGGACGCGCCUGGCUGCGGCUGGUCUGUGAGCGGGGCGAUGUUUACGAGGCCAUUGAGCGCGUGGUCAGCUACCCGGACUUGAUUCGGACCCACUACGCUCCCACGGCCUUCUUGCGGGAUGAAAAUUCGCGCUUCUCCCUUCUCGCAUCGCUGGUGGGCUUGCUGGGGAUCGACUUCACCGGGCUCUUCAGCUCGCGCUUUGGCAUUUCGCCGCAGGACGUGACCGAGGAGUUUUCCCCCAUGUCCACGGCCUCGUCAUCGUCCUCGCCGACAAGCAUGCACGGGCAGCCCUUUGCCGGGUCGCCGGUGGCUGGCGGCCCGGCGCCCCCCUUCGGUGGGAGUUCCACCCCUCCCGGUGGCAUCGGCCCCGGCGGGGGCGGCGGCGGCGGCAGCAGCAGCAGCAGUGCCGGCGGCUUCCUGACCCCGACCAAGCGCCGGGUUCUGCAACGCCGCGGGUCCGGCGGCGGCAGCGGCGGCGGCUCCAAGACCUCACUGUUUGGCCGGGCGCGCAAUGGGACUCCCGGGGGCGGCCCCCCUUCACAGGCCGGGUCCGGUGCCUCCAGCGCCACGUCCUCCACCAGUCACACGGCGGCCCUGCUGCUGGGACCAGACUUGCCCCUGCCGGCCAUCGAGUACCGGGCGCUGGUGACCCAGCGAACGGGGAGCUUCCUGCGUGGGCGGCGAGUGCUCCAAGCCCAGAAGGCCGAGACGGCGGUUUCGCGCGGAUCCUCCACCUACGUGACGCACAUGUCCUCGCGCGGGACUCCCUGGAACAUCCAUGCCAUCCCGAGCACCCUGUCCACCCCGGUGGCGGUCAUGUCGCCGCUGUUGAUGGUCAGCUCGCCGCGCGGCGGCGGAGCCGGCCCGGCGGGGGACCCGGCGGCCGGCGGCCACUUGGACUCCCCUUCGCCCGGGUGGUUUUCCUCCUCCUCCUCCUCGUCAGAUGCCGGGGCCGACAUGGCGCCCUCCGCCGGGCGCGGGCUCUUCCCCCCGCCGGGCUCCGGGCAAGCGGCGCGCGUGCGCAUUCAGACCGACCCAUCGGCCCGGCUGUCAAGCAACUUCAGCGAUGGGGGCGGCCCGUCGCCGCGGAAUUCCAUCGGCUCAGCCCAUGAGGCCGGGGCCGGCGGGGCGUCCUCCUCUUCCUCCUCCAGCAGUCGGUUGAAGUCCUUCCUCACGCGUACUUUCUCCUCCUCCUCCUCGGCUUCCAAGCGUGCAUCCAUCUCCGGCACUUCGACGGGUGGACUCUCCGAUGGGGCAUUCUCCUCGGCGGCCAUCUCCAACUCCUCUACCGCCGAGCUGCCGGAGUCCUUCUUCGCCGCGGAGUGACGGCCUCGUCCGUGCACUGUGCGCCCGCGUGUUCUCCUGGUGUCCGGAAGGGGGGGGGGGGGGGGGGGG